Molecule: messenger RNA, 1194 nt
Organism: Malus domestica (apple)
Lineage: Eukaryota; Viridiplantae; Streptophyta; Magnoliopsida; Rosales; Rosaceae
Source: RefSeq, a predicted model, not a curated record
UGGGGUUUGAUGUUUUCUCCUACAAAUGCAACUUUAGCUUCAUCAUCAUGGGACAGAACAGUUCGGUUGUGGGAUGUUUUUGAUGGAAAAGGUGCUGUUGAAACAAUUACUCAUCCACAUGAUGUUCUUACACUGGUUUACCACCCUGAUGGAAAGCAGUUGGCUAGCAGCACAUUAGAUGGUCAAAUUCAUUUCUGGGACCCAAUUGAUGGUUUAUUAAUGUAUACCAUUGAGGGCCGUAGGGAUAUUUCUGGAGGUCGUCUUAUGACAGAUUGUAGAUCAGCUGCCAACUCAAGUUCAGGAAAAUUCUUCACAACUUUAUGUUAUUCAGCUGAUGGGAGUUACAUAUUAGCUGGAGGAAGUAGCAAAUACAUCUGCAUGUAUGAUGUUGCUGAUCAGGUGUUGCUGCGGAGGUUUCAAAUAACUCACAAUGUAUCUUUGGAUGGAGUUCUUGACUUCUUAAACUCAAAGAAUAUGACAGAUGCUGGACCACUGGAUUUAAUUGACGAUAUAGAAGACGGUGUUGACAAGCAAACCCAGGGAAAGUUGGGUUAUGAUUUACCAGGAUCCAUGCCUAACCAUGGAAGGCUGGUUGUUAGAACAAAAUGCUUGAGAAUUGCCCCCACUGGUCGGAGCUUCUCAGCAGCAACAACAGAGGGAGUUCUAGUUUAUUCAAUUGAUGAUUCCUUUAUCUUUGACCCAACUGAUCUUGACAUAGAUGUCACACCUGAGGCUGUUGAUGCUGCACGCAAUGAAGAUAAAUUGAGCAAGGCUUUAAUCCUUAGUCUCAGAUUAAACGAAGACAGUCUAAUUAAAAAGUGUAUUUUCAAAGUUAGUCCGAUAGACAUCCCUGCUGUCGUCUCAUCAAUUCCGUACAGAUAUUUGCAAAGGUUAAUUGAGGCAUUUGCAGAUCUGUUAGAAAGUCGCCCACAUUUGGAGUUCAUACUUCGGUGGUGUCAGGAGCUCUGCAAAGUUCAUGGUAACUCUAUUCAACAAAACUCUAGAAAGCUGCUUCCUGCUUUAAAAUCCCUACAGACGGCAAUAACAAGAACACAUCAGGAUUUGAAAGAGACAUGUUCUUCCAAUGAAUAUAUGCUUCAAUAUUUAUGUUAAGCAAGCUCAGGGAAAUGAAAAAUGUUGCAACGCUGCUAAACACCUCGACAAAAUUUUCAGAGUAAAAGAUUACUAUUUUCA